UUCCUUGAGAAAUUUGGACACCUUUUCCCGCGCUUUCCCAAACUAUAAGUAGGAGUCAGUAAAGCUUCUAAUUUUAAUCGUAGUAAACUAUAGAUCAAAUUGGCCGGUGAAACCCUAGAAAUUGAACUGAAUGAAUGAGGAUUUCUUCUCAAUAUCGCUCUAUAAUAUCGAGCAUUAAUCACAGCAUAAGAUCCAAUACUAAUCUAGAUUGUUAUUGCUAUUAUUCAUCGUUAUCUCCCAAUCCCAACCUCUUGACAUUGUUCAAUAAAUACGUUGAUCACACUGAUGUAUAUUCUUGGAACUCAAUCAUCGCCGAGUUGGCUCGUAAUGGUGACUCAGUUGAAGCACUUCGGGCCUUUUCGUCAAUGCGUAAACUCGGUCUCAUACCUAACCGCAAUACAUUACCUUGCACCAUCAAAUCAUGUUCUUCUCUUUCGGACAUUUUCUGCGGCCGACAAGUUCACCAGCAGGCUUUGUUAUUUGGGUUUGAUUCUGAUCUUUUUGUGUCAUCUGCUUUGAUAGAUAUGUACUGUAAAUGUGGUCAGAUAUGGGAUGCGCGCCAGGUGUUCGAUGAAAUUCCCAUGAGAAAUAUUGUGUCUUGGACGUCAAUGAUCACGGGUUGUGUUCAGAAUGAUGAGUCUCAUGAGGCUUUGGUGUUGUUCAAUGAGUUUUUAGCUGAAGAAAGUGAAUUUAAGGGAAAUGAGGGUUGUUGUGUUGAUCCUGUUGCUUUGGUUUCGGUUCUGACAGCUUGUGCUCGGGUUUCGAACAAGUUUGUGACCGAAGGAGUUCAUGGAUUUUCGAUAAAACGAGGUUUUGAAGGGUCUAUGGUGGUCAGGAAUACUUUGAUUGAUGCAUAUGCCAAGUGCGGUGAAUUGGGUAUGUCAAAGAAGAUGUUUGAUAGUAUGAUAGAGAAAGAUGCUGUUUCUUGGAACUCAAUGAUUGCAGUGUUUGGACAAAAUGGGCUGUCAACUGAAGCUAUCGAUGUAUUUCGUGCCAUGGUAAACGAUGGACUUGUCAGAUAUAAUGCUGUGACAAUAUCUGCUGUUCUGUUGGCUUGCUCUCAUGCUGGAGCUUUAGUUCUUGGCAAGUGUAUACAUGAUCAGGUUGUUAAGAUGGGCUUGGAACAGAAUGUCUUCGUUGGCACAUCAAUCAUUGACAUGUAUUGCAAAUGCGGGAGAGUUGUAACAGCCAGGAGAGUAUUCAAUCGCAUGAAGAAUAAGAAUGUAAGAUCCUGGAGUGCAUUGAUAUCUGGUUAUGCAAUGCAUGGGUAUGCCACAGAAGCUCUAGAUCUUUUCUAUGAUAUGAAAAGGUUAAGGGUAAAGCCAAAUUAUGUAACUUAUAUAUCAGUUUUAACUGCGUGUAGCCAUGCUGGCCUUGUCAAAGAAGGUUGGGACUGCUUCACUAGCAUGAAAAGAGAAUUCGAUAUAGAACCUGGGGUCGAGCACUAUGGUUGUAUGGUUGAUCUUUUCGCUCGUGCUGGUUUACUUGGGAAGGCAUAUGAUUUAAUCAGAGAAAUGAAAGUUGAGCCUGAUUUUGUGAUUUGGGGAGCUCUCUUGGCUGGGUGCCGGAUGCACAAAAAUUUAGAGCUAGCAGAAAUAUCUGCACAGAAAUUGUUUGAGUUGGACUCGAGCAAUUGUGGUUAUUACGUCUUGCUUUCUAAUAUGUAUGCUGAUGCUGGAAGAUGGGCAGAUGUUGAGAGAAUUAGGAUCCUCAUGAAAAGUAAUGGAUUGAUUAAACCACCUGGAUUUAGCUUGUUAGAAACAAAAGGAAAAGUUCAUGUAUUUUUGGUUGGAGAUAAAGAGCACCCUGAACAUAAGAAAAUUUAUGAGUAUCUGGACGAACUUUAUAUGAAAUUAAAGGAAGUUGGAUAUGUAUCUGAUAAGACUUCUGUUCUUCAUGACGUUGAUGAUGAAGAGAAGGAAAUUAUCCUACGAGUUCACAGCGAGAAGCUUGCAGUUGCGUAUGGUAUUAUGAAUUCUGUACCUGGGACUACAAUCCAUGUCAUCAAGAACCUUAGAGUUUGUGGUGAUUGCCACACUGUGAUAAAGCUUAUAUCCAAAAUUGUGAACCGAGAAAUUGUAGUCAGAGACUCUAAGCGUUUCCAUCAUUUUAAAGAUGGCACAUGCUCCUGCUGUGACUACUGGUGAUUGAUAAAGACAUACGACCUUGAUGUAGAGAUAGCAGAUUAAUUUGAAUUCAUGAACUACUGGAUUUGUUGUCAUAAGAUAUUGUUUGCUGAUUAUUUCCAUCAUUAGCAAUUGGCAUAAACGCUGAGGAUUAAGUGCAAAUCAAUUACCAAAAAAGCUUGCUGAUUUUGAAGAUGAGUUAUAAAUUCAUGGAGAGCAUCCUCUGAAAAUCUUCUCCAGAAGUAAGGCUUUCCUCCUAGGCGAAUUCUCUUGGAUGUGCUGUUUGUUAUGAUCAAAGAAACUUAGAGUACGCUGCAGGGUAUCAUUUUCAGCCUUCAAUCGCCUCACCUGAUUUUGAAGCUUUAUAAUGGUCUCUCUUUUCUCAGUAUUCCUUCUAAUCAACUCCACUUGUAGCUGUGUAUUUUGUUCAACAAGUUUAGAAAAUUUGAACUUCACUCUAUCAGAGCAGGCAUUUUCAACCAACAUAAUGUUGCUUCCAUCUUGGGGUACCGACCUGUCUGGAACUCUCUUCAUUUGUUCAAGAUCAAUCAUAGUGUCUUCACGUUCAAUGUCAGUAUCGUCCUCAGUGGAUUCGGGAUUGGACCAAGUAGCCUCCAAAUCUCGGGUUCUGAAGACUUCCCUAUUUUUUAUGCUUAAAGGGGACGAUGAUUCUGAAACUUGGAAAUCAUUAGCAGAAAGGUUUAACCUUCCAUAUUCAUUAGCUAUGGAGCGAUAUGAUACGCAGAGAUCUUGAACUGCUUCUAAAAUCAGGAUGCAUACCUGAGAUGAUUCCCUGAGGCGACUGAUCGCUGCAACCGGAAGGUUUCUGUGCAGGGGAUUCAAUUAUUUCCAUGGUGAAAUCUUAGAUGGAUCUGUCAAGAAACUUAAGAUGCACUUCAAAGUAUGCAAACUUCUCUUGUCAGUUGGCUAUAAUUUCUUCAUAUUUAUAGUUUUUUUUUUUCAAAUUUAAAAUUUAUUUUUUUUUUUGUUUUGGAGUAUUUAAUUUAGAUUAAUAUCCGUUAUUGGGGUGCUUA
Amaranthus tricolor (Joseph's coat) is the source of this 3160-nucleotide messenger RNA. Its product is annotated as pentatricopeptide repeat-containing protein At3g26782, mitochondrial. The record is from RefSeq and is a predicted model, not a curated record. Lineage: Eukaryota; Viridiplantae; Streptophyta; Magnoliopsida; Caryophyllales; Amaranthaceae. The coding region runs from base 135 to 2147 and encodes 670 amino acids. Gene Ontology annotation, biological process: RNA modification. The transcript has 4 exons. Gene Ontology annotation, molecular function: protein binding; RNA binding; zinc ion binding.